Molecule: messenger RNA, 2980 nt
Organism: Spodoptera litura
Lineage: Eukaryota; Metazoa; Arthropoda; Insecta; Lepidoptera; Noctuidae
Source: RefSeq, a predicted model, not a curated record
UUUCAAAUGUAAAAUUUUUAUGUUUAUUUGAAAAUUGUUUCAAAAUUAUUGCGAAUAAACACGUUCUGAUAUAAAUGCAGUUGGUAUGAGAGAAGUUACAGACCCAGUGGUACUAUAAACAUCGGGGACUCAUCCGCGGCAUCACAAUGCAUGACACGAUAAUCCGGCUGGCAGAUGUAUGGAAGACGUGCAACAAGAUCCGCGCGGCUGCCUUCCGCGUCGGCCUCAAUCUCUGGGACUGGUACCGACCCCUGGACCCUGAGGGCAACUCCCUCAUAUCAGAGUCGAAGUUUGUAUCAAUAUUGGCUGGUCCGCUGCGAUCGGUGGUGGGGCUGUCCGACUCGGAGAUCGCUCAACUAGCUGACUACUUCCGAGCGCAAGAUGGCCGCGUGCUGUACCACCAGCUCUGCCAGAUUAUACACGGGGAAGACGCUGGGGGUCGGGACAAGACCUCUGCUGACUGCAUAUUGGAGGCGUGUCCCCCGCCGCCCGAGCCAGCCUGCCACACGCUGGACCAGUGGCAGACCCGGCGGCUGUGCUGCCUGCUCGCCACCAUCGCCGACAGGGACCUGCCACUCAAGCCAUACUUCCAGGACUACGAACUGGUCGCUAAGAACGACGGGAGGAUAACGUUCGCCCACUUCGCGCGGAUCCUGAACUACAUCGGUGUGGUAGUGACGGCGGAUGACUUCAACCUGCUCGUGCGCAAGUUCAUAAAAGACUCGUACACUAUCGACUACGUGGAGUUCCUCCGAGCUGUCGACGCCGUCAAAAAGCAAGGCGUGCAGGGACUGGGGCCGGAGUAUCAGAACCCCAGUGCAGUGAUUGACACCACGCUGCCGAAGCUGGUGCGGCCUGAGGUGGAGGCCGGGCUGUCCACCGCGCCGCUCGGCUUCCAGGAGACCUUCCACCCAGCGCUAACACAGCCACACCCGCCGAGACAGCUCAUCGACCUCAUGCUCAGAGUCCAGGAGUUCGUGCUACAGAGACGCAUUAGAGUUUCAGAGUUCUUAAGAGACUACGACCCACUGAACAGCGGCCGCAUCGCCCCGCAGCAGUUCCGGCGCGGGCUGGACGCCAUGGGGCUGGGCAGCGUGCUGUCGCAGCAGGAGAUGCUGUGCAUCAUGCGCCACUACCUCGACCCCAACGAUAGCCAGCACGUAUGCUGGAGAACCUUCGAGGAUGACUGCGACCAAGUGUUCACAAUAAAGGAGCUAGAGAAGCACCCUGGGGCCAUAGCGGGCUCGGCACGCGAGGCGGUGCUAGAGCUGCCGCCGCGCGGGGCGGCGCCCGACCGCGGCGAGGGCGAGACUGUCGACGACCUGGACGCCGCACAGGCCGCGCUACUACGCGUGCGCGCUGCCUGCACCGAGCGCGCCAUCGACCUGCGCCCCGCUUUUUGCGAGCACGACGAGCACAACAACGGGCACGUGUCGCGCGCGCAGGUGCGGCGCGUGCUGGCGCGCCUGGGCGUGCUGCCCUCUGCGCAGCAGGUGCGGGCGCUUGAGGCGCGCUACCUCGACGACUGCGGCUUCAGCUACGUGCGGCUACUGGACGAGAUGGUGGAGCGGCCGGUGGAGAGCGCCACUAUCGCGGGGCCGGGGCCGGCGCCCCGCAGCGCGCGGUCUUCCACCGUGGACCCGCUGGAGACAGACAUCGUGCAGAUACUCGCCAAGAUCAAAGGCAAGAUGGUACGGGAGGGUGUGCGUCCGAGAGAAUUCCUCAAACAGUUCGAUCCUCGCAACGAGCUGGUGAUCCCGCGUGCCGACUUCUACCGAGGUCUCGCGUCCGCCGGCCUCUCCCUCACCCCACUCGAGAUGGACACGCUCAUGGAGGUGUUCUGCGCGCCAGCACGGCGCCGCUACGUAGAGUACGAGCGGUUCUGCAGUACGGUGGGCGAGGCGCUGACGCAGUCAGGGCUGGAACGCGCGCCCCUACUGGAACCCGUCCCUCACGUGCCCACCCUCGACUCGCCACUCAACUUUCUCAACUUCGAGGAGCGGAACAUUGUCUCUGGCGCACUCAAAAAACUCUCAAAGUUCCCCGACCAACUCUCCAACAUUCUCGAGGUGUUUGAGGACAUGGACAAGGAGCGCUGCGGCAGCAUCCCGCGCGUGUCGGUGGAGCGCGCGCUGUGCCAGCGGAACCUGCUGGCGCUGGUGUCGGCGCGCGAGCGGGACCUGCUCUACAAAUGCUUCGGAUACAGGCGCGGCUGCGGAGACGAGGUGAACUACCGCGCACUAUGCAACGCUCUGUCGAUACUUUACGCCACGGCGAGCGCCCAGCCCUGCUGAGCCGCCGCCAUGGACUAGCUGGGCACCGACACCACAAUACUGUGCUCCAGUGCUGCAAUGUCCUGUAUUCUACUAUGUCUGUGAUCACAUGAACCCCUUUACAUUCUCUCUCUAUACUCAAUGUAGGUGUCCCUAUAGGUAUUGUAUCUAAUGACAAUAAAGGAAAUACAAACUUUAAAGAAACUGACUUUUAUUCAACAAUAUGUUUAUAACAAUGCAAUGAAGUUAAGGUCAAAAUAAUUGUAGUUUAAUUUGAUAAUAGAUAGACAUUUUAAAACAAUUAUACAAAAAAUGAUGUGAAUGAGACAAUGCAAGCCAAGACGUUACACAAAUUGAUUAAAAAUCAUUUUGUUUUAGUUACGUCGUGUUUCAAUAGUUAGGUAUUAUUAGGAAUGAACAAAAAAUAUUUAAUACUGCGGCGGCGUCGACAUUGACGUGGGCUGGUCGGAAGUUUCAGCAACAGUACUUUCAGCGACUGGAGUAGGAGUUUCAGAAUAUAUGACAGUGGUAUCAGUAGGUAGUGCUGUGCUGUCAGUGGGAUGUAGUGUGGGCCGCGGGCGAGGAGGAGGACCGGCCGUGCAGUUGACGUUGUUUGGCCAGUCGCAGACUAGUAGUUCCGGGUUGAAGUGCAGGCCGGCAGGACAGCGGCGGCACACCAGGGGGAUGCCGAUGCCGAUGCUGCUGCA